AUGCCUCAGCAAGAGUUUAUGGAGCUUCACAGGAAGCGCUUCGGAAAACGUCUCGAUGAGGAAGAGAGAGAACGCAAGAAGGAAGCGAAAGAAGGUGUUCGUGUUUCUGUUCUCUCAAGAACUUUGCGUGGAAUUAAAGCCAAGAUUUUCCAUAAAGACAGAUAUAAACAGAAAGCAGAAAUGAAGAAGACUAUCAACACAUUCGAGAAAUCCAAAGUCGCUGAUACAAAGAAGAAAGCAAUUGGCGAUGAACCACUUCCAGUUUAUCUCAUGGAUCAAAACGUUACAAGAACAGCUGAUGUAUUGAGCAACUCUCUUAAGCAAAAGAGGAAGGAACGUGCUGGAAAGUGGGAUGUUCCACUUCCUCAAGUCCGACCAAUCGCAGAAGAUGAAAUGCUUCGUGUUCUCAAGACAGGUAAGACAGGACGCAAGAAAUGGAAACGUUUGGUUAACAAAGUUUGCUAUGUUGGUGAAGAUUUCACAAGAAAACCACCAAAACUCGAAAGAUACGUUCGUCCAGUUGGCCUUCGUUUCAAGCAGGCCAAUGUUACACAUCCACAACUUGGGCAAACAUUCCUCUGCCCAAUUAUCGGCGUAAAGAAGAAUCCAAAUGGUCAAACAUACACAGGACUUGGUGUUAUCACAAAAGGUACAAUCAUAGAAGUAAAUGUAUCUAAAAUGGGCCUUGUUACUCCAACAGGUCGCAUUGUUUGGGCAAAAUACGCUCAAGUUACAAAUGCUCCUGAAAAUGAAGGUUGCAUCAAUUCUGUACUUCUUAUAUAG
Trichomonas vaginalis G3 is the source of this 783-nucleotide messenger RNA. Its product is annotated as ribosomal biogenesis NSA2 domain-containing protein. The record is from RefSeq and is a predicted model, not a curated record. Gene Ontology annotation, cellular component: nucleolus; preribosome, large subunit precursor. The transcript has a single exon. Gene Ontology annotation, biological process: maturation of LSU-rRNA; maturation of 5.8S rRNA. Lineage: Eukaryota; Parabasalia; Trichomonadida; Trichomonadidae. Bases 1 to 783 code for a protein of 260 amino acids.